Molecule: messenger RNA, 2076 nt
Organism: Rhincodon typus (whale shark)
Lineage: Eukaryota; Metazoa; Chordata; Chondrichthyes; Orectolobiformes; Rhincodontidae
Gene: ctsd
Product: cathepsin D
Exons: 9
Coding region: 16-1269 (417 amino acids)
Biological process (GO): proteolysis
Molecular function (GO): aspartic-type endopeptidase activity
Source: RefSeq, a predicted model, not a curated record
GGGUGGAGUGAACGGAUGAUUUUUAUCCGUGUCGACAUAAACAGGAGCUGUGCGGAUCUUUUAGCUGCUACUAUGAAGUUGGGAGCGGAAUUGUGGCUGUUGCUGUGGGCAGCAUUUGCUGUCUGCAAUGGGCUUCUGCGAAUUCCUUUGAGAAAAUUUCGCUCCAUUCGACAAACCUUCUCUGAUUCUGCAAACAGCAUCGAGGAACUUGUUGCAGGAGACCAAUCCAGCAAAUACAAUUUGGGCUCCCCACAAAGCAAGGGGCCCACUCCAGAAACGCUGAAAAACUACCUGGAUGCACAGUACUAUGGAGAGAUUGGUAUUGGAACACCACCUCAAAUCUUCACUGUGGUUUUUGACACUGGCUCCUCCAACCUCUGGGUUCCUUCAAUUCAUUGUUCUAUAACUGACAUUGCAUGCUUGGUGCAUCAUAAGUAUAAUUCUGACAAGUCUAGCACGUACGCGAAGAAUGGGACCCAAUUUGCUAUUCAGUAUGGUACUGGCAGCCUAUCCGGAUACCUUAGCCAGGACACCAUUACAAUUGGUGAUAUUAAAAUUCAGAACCAGUUGUUUGGUGAGGCCAUCAAACAGCCUGGUGCAGCCUUUAUUGCUGCCAAAUUUGAUGGAAUUCUUGGCAUGGCCUACCCACAAAUAUCAGUUGAUGGUGUUGAUCCGGUGUUUGACAAUAUCAUGAGGCAGAAACUGGUGCAAAAGAAUGUGUUUUCUUUCUACUUGAACAGGAAUCCAGACACUCAACCUGGGGGUGAGCUUCUGUUGGGUGGCACUGAUCCCAAAUAUUACACUGGAGAGUUCUUCUACUUGAAUGUCACCCGGCAAGCGUAUUGGCAAGUCCAAAUGGAUGAUAUUGCUAUUGGUGAGACCUUGGUCCUUUGUAAAGGAGGCUGUUCAGCUAUUGUGGACACGGGAACAUCUUUGAUCACUGGACCUGCUAUGGAAAUUCAAGCCCUACAGAAAUCCAUUGGAGCUAUACCACUUAUUCAAGGCCAGUACAAAGUUGAUUGUGAUAAAGUUGCCUCACUUCCUCCCAUCAACUUCCGCCUGGGAGGGCGGACCUUUACUCUGACUGGAGAGCAGUAUAUCCUCAAGGAAAAGCAAAUUGGCAUGACCGUCUGCCUGAGUGGAUUCAUGGCUCUUGACAUUCCUCCGCCAGUUGGUCCAAUGUGGAUUCUUGGAGAUGUCUUUAUUGGGCAGUACUAUACAGAGUUUGACCGGGACAACAAUCGAGUUGGAUUUGCAAAGGCUGUGUAACAAUGGCGACCACAUUAACAAUCCACUAGAAUAUUGAUAAUUGAAGUGCACUAAUGUUCAAAACUAACUUGCAGCAACAAUCGUGGGAAUCCUUUAGACUAGUAACUUUAUCAUAAUGACUUCCAAAGUGCUUGAUUAUAUGCUGAUUUACUUUCAAGCUAAUGGAAGUGCAGAAUGUUAGUGUUCUGUUGGGAAUGUAAAAUUCUCUUUGCAGUGAUUUAGAUGUUCUGUUUCACAAUAUGUUUUUACUUUACUUUGCAAUCUGAGUAUUUUGCCUUAAUGUGAUCAUUCCUUUAUUGAGGUAAUGUCUGUUUCUGUUCAUGGCUCCGAGUCCAGUUUGCUUCACUUGAGAUUCCACCUUGUGUAUUGUUUUUUACCUAAAAAUGUGAUGCUUAGUACAAUGGAGCAUCACAUUACAGUGACUGUAUAUUUUGUUUCCAAGGAGACAGAGAUACUGCACUGAUUUUUGGUUUUGUCAAGGACUUGUACUCCUUACCCAAUCAAGGAAGGAAUUUUGGUCCUAAUGAUGGUGCUAGGUGAAAUAUCAUGCCAUUGGAGGGAGGGAGAGAGAGAAAAACCUGGAACUUUACUCCUGCUAAUUUGCACAAAGGUGAGGCAAAAAAAAAAUGGAACUACAAAAAAAGUAAAGAAAAUUUGGGGAGGGGUGAUAGGUAGAAUCUAGAAAUGUUAAACUAUGGGAAGAUUUCUUAUUUAAGAGAUGACAGAUUUUAAUUGUUUUAGGAUUAUUUGACAUUUUGUUCUAUUGUAAUAGGACUAGAUGGAAUCAAAUAAACUGAAAUACAAUAA